AUGGUUACAACAAUCGUCCCAAAGGUUUCAGGACCCUUCGUUGGCCAUGUCACCACUGGACAUGAUGCAGUGCCUGCUGUAGACGCAAAUCCUUCAGCAGGACUGGAAACAGCAACCAGUGGUCCGCUAGCCCAGGUCUCUGGUGAAGCUCACAGCCGUUUUGUUAUCGUCACAACUUUGCUGAGUCUGAUCGACCGGGUUCGCGGGGAGCCCACGACUCACAGUCUCGAUAGGCAUCCUCACGAUGAUACCUGGAGGCAGGACCAACUGCAGAAGAAGUUUCUUGACUCCUUCGCCUUGAUUUCUUCAACCUCCAAGAAGGGCGGUGAAACUGCCUCAGCUGUCUGUCUGGAGCAGGGUCAUCCCAGCGGCAACAUCCUUCGACUUGCUCGCAACCGUGGCAUUCCCCAGGACCUCGUCUUUAGGCUACAGGAAGUUCUGGAAGACCUGACCACCGUCGCCCUGAGAGAGAAUAAACCAAAAGACCUCGAAGACGAGAUCCUGCGCAAGAUAAUUGCGCUAACUAAGGACAAGGUCCAGUCUCUCUUGCAGAAACUUGAUCGCGCUGAAGUCCGUGCCUCCAUCCACCAUGCGACUGACAAGAUUUCAGAGGAUUCAUUAUUGGAUGAUACAGAGGACCUCAAUUUCAAGGAAUGGGUCCGUAAUCUUCCUUUACUGGUUUCCACCAACUCCAAAUGGGAGCCUUCAGAGCUUGUCUCUCAUAUCAAAUGGGCAUCUCGAGCCAGAUGGAUCUACUCGGAGCAGUUGGAGAUGCUCUUCGGCUUCGAGGAUGGAAAACCACCGCCUUGGCUCAAGUACAUCUACAAGCUUGGGCGUUAUUAUGCAGCGACCAAAGCGAUGCUGAAAUUGGCUGUAAAACAGCCGCAUAUUUUCACCCACAUCCACAUUGCGCCUGUUAAGGCCCCCGAACCGCAAAGCUUCUCCCUGGGGCAACAGAGGACCCCCCUCGUGACGAUUGUAAAGAAGAUCACCAAAGCUGACCCCGGUCACCUCAUCGAGAAGCUCGGCCAGACCUGGCUCACAAACGACCCUGAGGAACGACUACGUCGAGCAUGCCGCAUGAUGCUCACCGUCCAUGCCGAGAUGCAACUUCUCAGCUUCUACGACCACAACCCUCAUCUGACACCCCGUCUGCUAUUCAUGGGUACCAGCAAGAAAGCAUGCUACCUUUGCCACGAGUUCAUGUCCCGCCAUCCACUUACGAUUGGUGUGUCGGCAAGCCACCAGAAGUUGUAUCCAACCUGGAUGCCCGCGCCGUGCUCUUCCGCCGUGCGAAAAAGGCACAAAGUUCUUCUCUGGGAGUUCAGUCGACACCUUGAACAAACAACUGCGCGGGAUCUUGAGACCAGGCUGGGAAUUCAGCGACGGCCAUUCAACUUGGAUUCUACGGCUGGGCCUUCGCUGACAACGACUGGGACGGUCUCCACGGGAUUUUGGUUCCAGAAUCUGCCUUUGAGUAUUCGCGACGCGAGCGAGAAAGCUGACUCUGAAGGGUCUGACAGGGAGUAG
This is a messenger RNA of Diaporthe batatas, 1530 nucleotides long. RefSeq lists its product as uncharacterized. Bases 1 to 1530 code for a protein of 509 amino acids. Lineage: Eukaryota; Fungi; Ascomycota; Sordariomycetes; Diaporthales; Diaporthaceae. The record is from RefSeq and is a predicted model, not a curated record. The transcript is spliced from 2 exons.